Messenger RNA from Opisthorchis viverrini, 1683 nucleotides. RefSeq lists its product as hypothetical. Gene Ontology annotation, molecular function: protein binding. The record is from RefSeq and is a predicted model, not a curated record. Lineage: Eukaryota; Metazoa; Platyhelminthes; Trematoda; Opisthorchiida; Opisthorchiidae. Bases 1 to 1683 code for a protein of 560 amino acids. The transcript is spliced from 9 exons.
AUGCACGAAUUUAUCAUCUCCCGCCUGCAAUGCGCAGCUACCUACCCACCUCUCCCCGAAUCAUCGGUGAACGAAACUGCGGCAGCUGGAACCAUUCGCACCGACCUUGCUGGAUUUAUGCACGAAUUUAUCAUCUCCCGCCUGCAAUGCGCAGCUACCUACCCACCUCUCCCCGAAUCAUCGGUGAACGAAACUGCGGCAGCUGGAACCAUUGUACGACGAGUACCCGUACCCACAACACCAAGUGUUCCAGUGGUCACAAAAAAUGGGACAGACGUAGUCAUUAACUGGGAGGAACACACCAAAGCAGACGAACAUCUGCAAAAGAUACACUUGGCGUUCGUUCAUCCGACUGGGCAUUUGGAUAUCAAGGAGUUCUCCCGGAUAAUUACCAGUUUUACUCUGCCAAUCAGUCCGAGUGAUAUCGGGAUACGACUCUAUUUCGCCACAGAAACAAAUGCCGGGCAAUCGGGAUUUGUCCACAUACCAGUGGAACAGCACUUUUUUCCAGCACCACCACAAGGGCUUUCCGUGGAACUUGAUGAACACGUAUUGUCCCAUCAUAUUACGUGGGAUUGUUCUUGGAAUUCCGUCUCUGUAGCGGUGGAUUACAGAGUGAAACAAUGGGCCAAACUGGAUGAUGACAAAGUGGUCAUUGCUCGUUUCGACACCAGGGACAACCACUUCGUCUAUCCGAAUGUCCUACCUGGAGUGCAGUACAUGUAUAAAGUAAAGAUCAUUGUUAAUGGAGUAGCCAGCAACUACACAAACCCGGUCGAAGCAUUUGUGGUUCACAACUCACCUGGAACCCAGCUGACUAUCGUUUUUGAUGUUCUCAGGCAACUGAAUGUUGUUCAAAACUCUUCGGUAUCCCACCAACGGUUUUCAUCAUUCUUGAGGCUCAGCGGAUGUAGUACACAAGUUUUCAUUUACGAGAAAUACGCUCAUUUGCAAAUCACUUUGGUUUUCACGAGUGACUCAACUGAAUCUCUCGUAUAUGAUAUUCUGCAACUGAAUGUGCUGCACACAGAACCCUCGUUUGACACAUUGCCCCAUGUCACGUGCCGAGGAAAUUUGUUGUCUAUCCGGUGGAACAAAGCCAAAUUAUCAAUGGUUCCUACGAUCUCUAAAGUUUACAUCCUAGUUACGGACAAUAAAUGGCGAGAAUUCAAGACGAUUCCGUUCGAACAGGGUAUGUUUGAGAUGAGAACAAACUGGUGCUAUUCGAGAAGGAUGAAGAUUUUCUUCGGUCUGAGUAAUGCUGCUGGACACUCGAGGUACCUGAAAUUACGUCAAGGCGGGAACAAUCAGCACAGACCAAUUGGGCAACCGUGUUCGUACCAACACUUUAUAAGAGUUCAGCAACUCCAGACAGGGCCAACCACCCCGUUUGGUUUCAAUGUGCUGGUUACUUUCGACAAUGUAUACUGCGAGUCAUCGGGCGCCUCCGCACCAGAUGACUCGCAGUAUACAUUGUCGAAAGUAACCAGCACAUUGAAACCAAACGGGGGAACCCAACCGAAGAAAACCGUAAGUCGACUAUUCGCAAUACACUACUCAAAAGUUUGCUCAAAAUUCUUCGACACCCCACGACCGAAUUCACCCUUCUUUGGGCUCAUCAGUUACGCGCAGUCCCCGAGUUUCCGUCAACUUUAUGUUCUACUUGAAGCCAAAUUGCACUAA